Molecule: messenger RNA, 1410 nt
Organism: Orbilia oligospora ATCC 24927
Lineage: Eukaryota; Fungi; Ascomycota; Orbiliomycetes; Orbiliales; Orbiliaceae
Exons: 1
Coding region: 1-1410 (469 amino acids)
Molecular function (GO): transferase activity, transferring alkyl or aryl (other than methyl) groups
Source: RefSeq, a predicted model, not a curated record
AUGAUACCUGACGUUCCAAACUCAGACUCGGAGCCUGGCCCAUUCGUCCAUCACACAGAUUCCCUAACUUCAAAUACUCUCGAUCUCCAAUCAACCAACAGGGAAGUCAAUCUUCGAAUUGAGGGUGGCCGCAGGCUCCAUGGCGAAGUCACACUUAAGGCUAGCAAAAACGCAGCAGUCGCGCUCCUCUGCGCCAGUUUGUUGAAUUAUGGUGUCACCAAGUUCCUGAAUUUCCCUAGAAUCGAAGAGGCUAUCCGAAUGAUAGAAGUUUUAGAAAGCAUUGGUGUUAAAGUAACCUGGAGGGAAAACAAUACAGUUGAACUCCGUCGGCCAAAGAAACUAAGGUUGGAAAAUUUGGAUGAGGAGGCAGCCCGAAAAACUCGAUCGGUCCUCAUGCUCAUUGGGCCACUGAUGCAAGAUCAUGGGGAAUUCGAUAUACCAUACGCUGGCGGCUGUGAACUAGGAGAGAGAACGGUAAAACCACACCAAUACGCACUAGAGGAAUUCGGUGUCAGUAUCACCGCGACCAAUAAUCGAUACAUUGUUAAAGUUGAUAAAAAAGCACCAGGGGAAAUGACGUUAUAUGAGAGCGGAAAUACUGUCACGAACAACACAAUUCUAGCGGCUGCUUGCACGACAGAAGAAACAUUCAUACAGGCGGCGAGUUGCGACUAUAUGGUUCAAGACCUUUGCUAUUUCUUGCAAAAGAUCGGGGUCGAAAUAGAAGGUAUUGGAACUCCGCUUCUUCAUAUCAGGGGUUUACCGAGAAUCAAGAAGACCGUCGAAUAUACUCCGACAGAGGAUCCGAUAGAAGCUAUGUUCUUCAUAUCUGCUGCAGUCACAACUGACUCGGAAAUCACGAUCAAAAGGGUUCCCUUCCGCUGGAUUGCACUUGAGUUAAUGAAGUUGAAGAAAAUGGGGUUGCGGUAUACAAUGUCGUCGUCCUACAAAGCAGCGAAUGGUUAUGUCGACCUAGCCGACUUGACCAUCCACCGACAUGAAGGGAAACUUUCUGCCCUCCCUGACAAGCUACAUCCUAACAUUUGGCCUGGCUUGAACCCAGAUAGUCUACCAUAUUUUGUUCCUAUAGCCGGAGUUGCAACAGGGCGAACACUGAUCCACGAUUGGAUCUACGAACGGCGUGCUAUAUACUACGCGGAGCUAUCCAAACUAGGCGUCAGGGUGGAGCUUCUAGAUCAACAUCGAGUCCAUGUCCAAGGGCCCAACGAGCUUGUAAAGGCAAAUUUGUCAUGCCCACCGGCGCUCAGGCCGGCGAGUUUACUUCUCAUAGGGAUGCUAGCAGCAAGAGGAAUGUCGAUUCUAAGGAAUACCUAUGUAAUAAAUCGGGGUUAUGAGGAUCUGGCAGCACGGUUAAACAUGCUCGGUGCAAGCAUAGAGGUUUUCUCUUAG